Suillus clintonianus is the source of this 1158-nucleotide messenger RNA. RefSeq lists its product as uncharacterized. NCBI's taxonomy places the organism in Eukaryota, Fungi, Basidiomycota, Agaricomycetes, Boletales, Suillaceae. The record is from RefSeq and is a predicted model, not a curated record. The coding region runs from base 1 to 1158 and encodes 385 amino acids. The transcript has 5 exons.
AUGGACCAGUCUGGGACACUGGUCUUCCUCCUCUUCUUGCCCCUCUUAUGGAUCGUUUGGCUUGCGAUGAUUAUAAGCAAGCCUGCCAUCAUAUUUCACAUAUCCCAAACAUUCUUCAACUUUCUUGCGAUGGCUUGCUUUGCGAGCGUAGCCAGUUUUCAGGCAAAGUGGGGAAUAGGGCCUUCGGGUCUCUCGGGCUUCGCGAUCUUCGUGAGCAUCUCAGGAAUCUUCCUAGCCCUCUUCCUCCUCUUCGUACCUGUCGUCUACGAAAAAUACGACAAACUCACGCGCCUCGCCCGCGCCCUCAAAGAAGUACGCGUCGGAUUCAUCCUCGUUGGCAGCGGCUGCAUCUUCAGCCUCCUCAUCGCAUUUGUCACCACAAUCUCAGCGUGGACAGAGGCUGGGUGCAAAAACGCGGAUAAUGACCCUCAUGCAAGCCUGGGUGAUACCUUUAAGAGCGAUCUUCCUGGCUGGUGCAGUACGAAGAAGGCUGGCGCUAUAUUCUUUUGGUUGGCGUUUGGCUUCUGGCUCGCCUCCCUUAUCUUGCUUAUCAUCGACUGGCGCUCCGGAAACCUCACAACACCACCACGCGAUACCCCAUUCACGCGUCCCGACGCAGACAUCGAAGAGGGCGAGGAAGUAGAAGACAUAGAAGUAGAAGGCGGACACUCAUACCAACCCGUCGCCACCAAUACCGUACCCACGUACCCCCGCCAAUCAGCAUACGAUAACUCCAACGCCGCAGCCUCCCCAUUCGCCGAUUCCAACCGGCUUUCAGCAGCCACAGCCAACACCAGCACAACCUACCUCCCCAGCACAAAUCGUUACUCAACGGCAGACUCAAGCGCUAAUCGCACAUCUGCAUAUUCAACUGCGCCCACCACUACCACCGCUCCUACGACGAGCACCAAUACGAGCAGUUACCCUGCUUCGAGACCUAGCAUGGACGCGUAUGGCGCGUUCUCUGACCCUGCCCCGAGUGGGUUUGGUGGCGUAUCGGCGUCAUAUGCGCCAACUGCAUCGGAGCCUGGGGCACCGAAGGUGAGUAGGACGAUGCAGUAUGCGGAUCCGUAUGCUGCUGUUCGGGCGUCGCUGGCGACGAGCACGGGUCCUGCGGGUCCGACGAAUUAUGAGCCUACGUAUACUGGGUACCGAUAG